Molecule: messenger RNA, 1413 nt
Organism: Auanema sp. JU1783
Lineage: Eukaryota; Metazoa; Nematoda; Chromadorea; Rhabditida; Rhabditidae
Source: the annotation of a GenBank genome assembly
AUGGAUUUGCUUGUUCAAGCAGUUGGUUACUUCAAUAGUGGAAAUUCAACAGAAGUCGUUGCUGAGCAAUCUACAGCACUUCAGACAAAAGAAGAAAUUUUGAAGAAACGAUCUGGAGUCAUCGGAUCAAAAUGCCAAAUCUUCUACAAAGACGAUCCAUUUGUCGUUUCCAAGGCAUCCAUGCAGUACGUCUAUGAUGAAACUGGCAAGAGAUAUCUUGAUAACAUUAGUAACGUUCAACAUGUUGGACAUUGUCAUCCUACAGUAGUUGCUGCCAUAUCAAAACAGUUGGCUACCUCAACCUGCAACGUUCGCUUUGUUUCCAGUCGCUUGAAUGACUGCGCCGAAGAAAUACUCAAGACAAUGCCAGGAUUUGACACUGUUCUGUUUUGCAACUCUGGUUCGGAAGCAAAUGAUUUAGCUCUCCAACUCGCUCGUGAUUUCACCAAGCACUCUGAUGCUAUUGUGAUCGAUCAUGCUUACCAUGGUCAUGUGACGACAACAAUGCAAAUGUCUCCUUAUAAAUUCGAUCAUGGAUCAACUUUGAGACAACCUGAAUGGGUUCAUGUGGCUCCAUGUCCUGAUGUUUAUCGUGGUGAAUUCCGAUUAUCUGACGAUGACUUGUCAAAUGAGCACAAAUUAGCAGAUGCAGCUGAGCAUUAUUCAUCUUCUGUUAAGAAUAUCUUGACUGAAGUUGACAACAAAGGUCGCAAAGUAGCAGCUUAUAUUUCUGAAGCUUUGCAAUCAUGUGGUGGACAAGUUAUUCCACCAAAAGGAUAUUUCCAACAAGUUGCAAAAUAUGUUCGCGAUCAUGGUGGUCUUAUGGUCAUUGAUGAAGUUCAAACAGGAUACGGACGCGUGGGUAGCAGUUUCUGGGCUUAUCAACUAUCAGAUGAUGGAUUCACUCCUGACAUCGUAACAAUGGGAAAACCCAUGGGCAACGGAUUUCCUGUGUCAGCGGUCGUGACAACGAAAAAAAUUGCUGAUGCACUUGGUGGGGAAGUAGGCUAUUUUAAUACUUAUGGAGGAAAUCCGGUAGCUUGUGCUGCUGUUCUUUCUGUUAUUUCUGUCAUUCACAAAGAAAAUUUACUUCAACAUUCAGCUGAUAUGGGCGUAGAGUUUGAGAAACAUCUGAAUGCUUUAAAAUCUAGACAUGAAUGUGUUGGAGAUGUUCGAGGUGUUGGAAUGUUCUGGGGAAUCGAUUUAGUGAAGGAUCGCAAAACAAGAGAACCCAAUUCUGAGUUGGCUUUAGCUUUAAUAUUGAAACUGAGAAAAGAAUUCGACAUCUUAUUGAAUGCUGAUGGUCCACAUACUAAUAUUUUAAAGUUCAAGCCACCUCUCUGUUACAAUAAGGACAAUUUAGAAGAGACAAUGAAGGCUCUAGAGACUGCUUUAACUGAAAUGGGAUUCUAA